Messenger RNA from Fragaria vesca subsp. vesca, 1774 nucleotides. RefSeq lists its product as uncharacterized. NCBI's taxonomy places the organism in Eukaryota, Viridiplantae, Streptophyta, Magnoliopsida, Rosales, Rosaceae. The transcript is spliced from 3 exons. Gene Ontology annotation, molecular function: acetylglucosaminyltransferase activity. Bases 1 to 1566 code for a protein of 521 amino acids. The record is from RefSeq and is a predicted model, not a curated record.
AUGUCAACCAACCCCAACAACAAUCCCAAUCCCAAUCCCAAUCCCAAUCCCAAAGACCAAACCAAUCUCCGAUCACCCAAGAGCCGUCGAUGGCGGCAGAGCCAGGUGGCGACUGCCGUGAUCGCCAUCGCGGCUCUCUUGAUCUCCACCGCCGCGUGGCUCUCUCUUGUCUUCUCCGGCAGCCCGACUCUUCCGGUCGCCCGCUUGCAAAACAAGGCCCCGGCUCCGGCUUUCACGCAGUACCAAAACGACAGCGUUUCGGUUUUCGAUGACGAGGAUGACCCGGUGGAGUGGGGCGACGAGGAGCUGUCGCUAGACGACGUCGUUUUCGGGAUUGCUGGGUCGUCCGGGCUCUGGAAGCAGCGGAAGGAGUACGUCAGGCUGUGGUGGCGUCCGGACGUCAUGCGCGGACACGUCUGGAUGGAAGAGAAAGUUCCGGAAGAACAAAACGACGAGUCGUUGCCGCCGAUCAUGGUCUCCGAGGACAUCUCGCGGUUCCGGUACACCAACCCGACGGGUCACCCUUCGGGGCUCCGAAUCUCGCGGAUAAUCUCCGAGUGCUUCCGCCUCCGCCUGCCCAAAGUGCGGUGGUUCGUGCUGGCGGACGACGACACCAUCAUCAAUGUCGUUAACCUCGUGGCGGUUCUGAGCAAAUACGACGCGUCGGAGAUGGUUUAUGUGGGGAGUCCGUCGGAGAGUCACUCUGCGAAUACGUAUUUCAGUCAUUCCAUGGCUUUCGGCGGUGGAGGUAUUGCGAUUAGCUAUCCUCUGGCGAAAGCUCUCUCCGAAAUUCAAGACGAGUGUCUCGAGAGGUAUCCGAAACUAUACGGGAGUGAUGAUCGACUCCAUGCCUGCAUUACUGAGCUCGGGGUUCCUUUAACUCGAGAGCCUGGCUUCCACCAGUGUGAUAUUAGAGGCAAUGCGCAUGGUCUUCUAUCUUCUCAUCCGAUAGCACCAUUUGUGUCGAUUCACCAUGUUGAAGCUGUGGAUCCUAUUUAUCCUGGCUUAAACUCUUUAGAGAGUUUGAAGCUCUUUACACAGGCUAUGAGACUCCAACCCAGCAGUUUUUUGCAGCGUUCCAUUUGUUAUGAUCGCCGACACCAUCUCACAUUUUCGGUUUCUCUUGGUUAUGUGGUUCAAGUCUUCCCGCAAAUUGUGCUUCCUCGGGACCUUGAGCGAUCAGAGCAGACUUACUCGGCUUGGAAUGGAAUCAGUAAAAGGAGUGAAUUUGAUUUGGACACAAAAGACGCGUACAGGUCUGUUUGUAAGAAACCUAUUCUGUUAUUCUUGAAAGAUAUCAGGUCGCAGGGUAAUGCUACUCUGGGAUCUUAUAUGAGGAGUAGAGCAAAAGAUGAUUUCAAAAGAACAGUUCUAUGCUUUCCCCGGUCCCGGCAUUUGCGCCAUCUACGAGAAAUUCAAGUUUUGGGCCAUCCACUCACCAAGAAAUGGCAUUUGGUACCGCGCCGGCUAUGUUGCAAACUGAACCAAAACAGUGAUGAGGUCCUUAGAUUAACAGUUGGACAAUGUGCUAAGGGAGCUUCUGGUUCUUUUACUGAUUAUAAAUGACUGCUUGGUAGAUGGUAGUGCUUAUUGGAUUUUGACAUGGAUGAUUUGGUAGAAAGUUCGCCUCUGUUAUGUCUGGCCAUAGUGAAUGGCUUUGAACUUGGUGGUAUUCAUUCAGCUGAUGUCUGCCAAAUUCUGGAAACUUGUGCUUGCAUAUACGAAAGUCCUUUAUUCUACUCACAAAUGUUGAAGACAAGCAUGCGAACCACGA